Messenger RNA from Rhinichthys klamathensis goyatoka, 1220 nucleotides. Its product is annotated as chemerin-like receptor 1. NCBI's taxonomy places the organism in Eukaryota, Metazoa, Chordata, Actinopteri, Cypriniformes, Leuciscidae. Gene Ontology annotation, cellular component: plasma membrane. Gene Ontology annotation, biological process: positive regulation of macrophage chemotaxis; positive regulation of cytosolic calcium ion concentration; phospholipase C-activating G protein-coupled receptor signaling pathway. Gene Ontology annotation, molecular function: G protein-coupled receptor activity; complement receptor activity. The record is from RefSeq and is a predicted model, not a curated record. The transcript has 2 exons. The coding region runs from base 216 to 1214 and encodes 332 amino acids.
CAACAGGGACUGACUUGUUUGGAUUUCUGGACUUUGUCCAAAAAUAUCCUGCAGUUCAAAUCGCAGCUGGCGAAAACAAGCUAGUGCUUCAGCCGUCAAAAAGAAACUUAAAUAUUCAGUGUAUUGUUUUUACUCUCAUAUUCAGAGCUCUCUCAGAUGGACACACUCUUCUGAUUUUCCUCAUUCUGCACUGUUGCUGCCAAAGGAUUUACAAGAUGUCGGCAGAUAACAGCAACUGGACCAAUAUAGGCCUAGACUAUGAUUCUAUCAUUCAAGAACUUAAAAAAGUAGAAACAAAUACAAGCAGUAAUCAGUACAAAACUCAUAUCUGGAUGACCUACUUCAUUACAUAUUGUAUUGUUCUCAUCCUUGGUGUCACCCUCAACUUCACUGUCAUUGUCAUCAGCUGCCGGAAAUACAAGAGUUUUCAGGAGGUUGCCAUUUGGAUUAUGGCAUUGGCUGUAACACAUUUAGCCUCCUGUACAUCUGUUGUGUUUCAGCUCCUAUAUGCUUACAAUAACUUUAAAUGGAAUUACGGAAAUGCAACUUGCAAGCUGUCAUCCUAUAUCAUCUACGGCAGUAUGUUCUUCACGGCAACCACGCUGAGUCUCUGGAGCAUUAAAUCUACUCUUUUAAAGACCAUGUGCACAAAAAAGAUAAAGAAUUGUAACAUCAUUCUGAUUUCAUUCUCUUGGACUAUUGCAGCAGUCUUGGCAUGUCCUUCGCUGUUUUCCAGAGAGGUCCGAUAUUUUCAUUGCAUUGAUGACUAUGACUUGGACAACUCCAGAACAACUCAAGACGGCACUACAAGGCUGAAGGCUGUCAUUGUCAUGCGAUUUCUCCUCGGGCUAGUGGUGCCAGCUUUGGUAGUGUUUCUCAGCUGUUGUGUGACAUCAUCUCAUAAAUUAUGUAAAUUAUGUAGGAUGCAGGCACAAAUCAUCUGUGCUAUAAAGAUUGCCUACUUUGUGUGCUGGGGCCCUCAAAUCGUCUUAACUAUGCUUCAGGCCACUAUAAGCGGCAGCCUGGGUGAAAACAUUUCAAAAUAUGGACUUCCGGCUGCUACCGUACUGGCCACAACCCACCUCUUUACCAGCCCACUCAUCUUUCUGUUACUGGGACGCAGUUUUAAAAUGAGGUGGAUGGGGCAUGACCCAGAUCACAAUGAGAAUCACAUUGAUGAGAGGGAUAUGGUGCCCUUAAAGAGGCGUCUUUAAGCAGUA